Habropoda laboriosa is the source of this 856-nucleotide messenger RNA. Its product is annotated as pupal cuticle protein-like. The record is from RefSeq and is a predicted model, not a curated record. NCBI's taxonomy places the organism in Eukaryota, Metazoa, Arthropoda, Insecta, Hymenoptera, Apidae. The coding region runs from base 1 to 822 and encodes 273 amino acids. The transcript has 4 exons.
AUGAGGGGAUUGAUCAUUUUAUUCGUCGCGAUUGCAAGCUGUAAGGCUGGUUUCCUCGGUUCACCCUCUUUCGGUGAGCCUCCGGUGCAAUUCCAGCGCGCACCGCAGAAAAUUCCGCUAGCUCCACCCGCCCCGGUUGGGCAAGAUGGAAACGUGAUUGACACACCGGAAGUGGCACAGGCGAAGGCCGCACACUUCGCGGAAUUCGCGAGAGCAGCGGCCAGAGCGGCUGAAGAGAGCAAAAAUCAGCCCCAAUCGCCUGAAUACAACCAGCUACCGGUUCAGUCUUACAAUUUCCCCUCUGCGCAACCCACGUCUGCCACAUACAUCAGGCAACCUAAUUACCAACCCUCUGCGCCGGUGUACCAUCAACCCGCUCCAGUUCCAGCGGCCGCUUACAAUCAACCGAAUCCGGCCUCGUAUCAGCCGCAGUACACCGGAAACACGAAUCUCAUUAGCCAGCAAAGUUACGCGGCGUCGGUGAAACCAACCCCUUUCGUGCCAGCUCCUCUCGCUGAGGAUGGAACGGUAAUCGAUACACCGGAAGUGGCUGCUCUAAAGGCCGCCAGGCUGGCGGAGCUGGCCGAGGCCGAAGCCAGGGCGUACAAGUUCGCGCAAGAAUUCAAACCGGAAGUCCAAGGCCAAGUCUAUGGUAGCCCACAAGCCGCUUCAGCCCCAUACAACCCUGGUCAAUACAACGCACCCGUGGCGCAAGUGUUUCCAGGAGCAGCUCCGUCGUAUCCUGCACCUCACCCAUCAUUUGCCAAGCCUGCCUUCCAACCCCAGAACUACCAGUCGCAGCAAUUAGUCGGAGCUUACUAAAUUCGGAUAAUUCACCACGCAUCUGUACAUAAUC